Messenger RNA from Encephalitozoon hellem ATCC 50504, 777 nucleotides. Its product is annotated as 14-3-3-like signal transduction protein. The transcript has a single exon. Gene Ontology annotation, biological process: signal transduction. Gene Ontology annotation, cellular component: cytoplasm. Lineage: Eukaryota; Fungi; Microsporidia; Unikaryonidae. The coding region runs from base 1 to 777 and encodes 258 amino acids. The record is from RefSeq and is a predicted model, not a curated record.
AUGGCAUCCAAGCAGUACGAAGAGGCAUUGCAAAAGGCAAACCUCAGCGACAUGGCAGAGAGAUACGAUGACAUGGCAAAGGAGAUGAAGCAGGCCGUGAUGGUUGCACACGAGGACAAGCACACCCUCAAUGUUAUGGCAAGAAACCUUUUUUCCGUUGCAUACAAAAACCUGGUGAGCUCAAGAAGGUCCAGCUGGAGAAUGCUGUGCUCCGAAAGACAGAAGGUUGAGGGAAAGGACCCUGGCGUGGUCCAUGUGAUUGAUGAAAAGAUAAAGGCAGUUGAGGAGGAGCUCCUGAGGUUUUGCGACGAGGUCUUGGACAUUAUUACGACAUAUAUACUGAGUCUCGAGGAUGCAAAAAAGAACAUUGAGUACUACAUCUUCUUUCUAAAGAUGAAGGGUGAUUACUACAGAUACAAGGCAGAGGUUAUCUCAGGGUCCGAGCAUGGAGAGGUGUCAAAGAAUGCAGGAGAAUCCUACAAGGAAGCCACAGAAAAGGCCAAGACACUUCCGCCCACAAACCCCAUAAAGCUAGGCCUUGCGCUAAAUUACUCAGUAUUCCACUACGAGAUCCUUAAUGAUUCCGAGAAAGCUUGCUCAAUAGCCAAGGGCGCCUUUGAUGAGGCCAUCAAGGAACUGGACACCCUUUCUGAAGAGCACUACAGAGACUCAACCUUGAUAAUGCAACUUCUCAGAGACAACCUUACUCUCUGGACGUCCAGGGAAGAGGGAAAUGUAAUGGGAGACGAGAGAAAAGGAGAUCUCGAUGAAAAUUAA